AUGGUUGCGCCCGCUGUCCCUGAAAUCCACGAGGAGGAGGAAAUCUACGUCGCUGUUGAUGCGCGCUCUGAGUCUUUGCAGAGCUUGCGGGAACUGGGUCCCCCGGACCUGGUAUACCUAGUGAAGCAGCCCAAGGCCAAUUCAACCCGUCAGACUGGUGUUUAUCAUCAUGUAACCGGAAUUGACGCCUCUUCGUCCGCCAGUCUUGCUGCCUAUGUCAACACCCUCACGUUCUCCCCUCUCGAUAAGACCCACAAAGUGGUAUCAGGAAUUUACUGCUGCUACAAUGCAUUCUCCCACCUGGACAUGCGAGUUGAAGUCAAGAUCCCUGGAAGCUUGGAGGCCUACUGUAUUGAUGAACGUGGUGAUAAGCGUGUGGCCACGGAGGCUCUAUGGCUAGAGACUUUUCUCUGCGCCGUCCUGAGAGCUUAUCUGUACGCCGAUGAUGGAAGCGGCGAGCAAAUUAAGAAAAUUGUCGGAGUCCGUCGCUUCAACCCGAUCACCAAUACUGAAAUGGAACACAAGUUCCUAGAUGCUGCCGAGAAACUCUUCUUCCUCGGACGCCAACUCAGCUCGGACCCCGAAACCCAAGUGCCGAACACCGUGAGCAACCACCUUACCUCGGGCAUCCUCAAAUAUAUCCACACGACCGGCCGCUAUACAUCUGGAAUCAACUUGUUUGAGAAGUUGCGCACAAAAGACGUAGAGGUCUCAUCCCUCCUGGCUCGAGUACAGUUGAUGGCCGACGAGGAAGUUCAAGCAGUGCGAUUAAUCUACGACGCUUUGCAAGAUGUCCCAAUGGAUUACGCCCUGCUUGACUGCCAGGCAUCAUUUUGUCAGACCAAGGGUGAGGGAGAAAUGGCCCUGGAGUGUGCCAAGCGCGCGGUGACUGCUGCACCCAGCGAGUUCAGCACCUGGGCUCGAUUGGCAGAAGUUUAUGUAGGACUUGAGCAAUGGGAUUUGGCACUUCUCACUUUGAACUCCUGUCCCAUGUUCACCUACCAGGAUAAAGAUACCCCUCGCAUGCCACAGCCGUCUCGUAUAAUGCUUCCGAUCCUAUCGGAAAGCAUUCUUGAUGAGAUUGAUGAAGGUCAACCCAAGCAAGGAGACCCUCACGAUUAUAUUCACCCCUCCUUGAGGAAGUUGCACGCCGCUGGUUACCAGGGAACAUUCCUGAAGGCUUACAAUAUUCUGACCAAGAUCGCUGCAGCAAUUGGAUGGGAUCAGCUAUUGAGAGCCCGAAGUGAGGUGUUCGUUAUGGAAGAGGAAUAUCGUGUUGAGAGACAGCAUGUGCCUAAACCUGCCCACUCACUUGAAGCGGAGACGAACGGCGCCUUUGUUGACAAGGAUGAAGACGAGGAAGAUUCAGCAUCUGUCUCCGGCCCUGGCCCAGCGAAGUCAUCUGCGGCAUCUACGAAUGGCAACGGCGAUGAAACCCAGGCAGAUGAUACGAUUGAGCGUCCUGAGCAAACAGUGGCUUCCGAGGUGGUCAAGUCUGGCAAUGAUGAUCCGGAUCCUUCCCACAGCAAAUACACACAUUUCCGCCACAAGCGUCUGUGUGAGCGGUGGUUGGACAACCUUUUCAUGGUCUUGUAUGAAGACCUCCGCAUUUAUACCAUCUGGCGAACAGAGAUGGCCCAGUUCCGCCAGCAGGCGAUCGAAUACAAAAAGUCAGCCGCGGAGUGGGAAAUCCUGGGUGAGCUGGCCGAGAGACUUCAUCACUUUGACGAGGCUAUCGAGGCGUUCCAGAGCUGUCUGGCAACUCGCUUCUCACCCAAGGCUAUGCGCGGUGUGUUGAAGCUAUAUGAAAAGAGAAAUGACACCCGCGGAAUCUUGGGUGCACUCAUCCGUCUGAUUGCAUGGCAAUACCGCUGGUACUCUGAAUUCUCUCCUGAGCUGUUGUACUUGAUGCGCAAGCUUAUCGAGGAUGAGGGCGCGGUCAAGGUUCGCAGCAUUGUGCAAGCCACCAAUUUGCCUCAGCCAGUCCUGGACCUCACACAUCAGUACUGCCAACUGUGUGCCACAUUCAGAAGCAGUGGUAGCGAUACUUGA
Molecule: messenger RNA, 2052 nt
Organism: Penicillium odoratum
Lineage: Eukaryota; Fungi; Ascomycota; Eurotiomycetes; Eurotiales; Aspergillaceae
Product: ChAPs family protein
Exons: 7
Coding region: 1-2052 (683 amino acids)
Biological process (GO): Golgi to plasma membrane transport
Cellular component (GO): exomer complex
Molecular function (GO): protein binding
Source: RefSeq, a predicted model, not a curated record